CUUUCUCGUUCUCUCCCUCUCUAACACAAUUUAUUUCAGAGAAUCAAAAGAUCUUUUAAGCUGAAUUUAGUAGAAUUUAUGGAUAACCAAAUCAGUGCUCUUCUUGGCUGGCCUUACUACUACUCUCAUGGAAAGACUACAGAAGAAUUAAGACACUCUCAUCUGUGCACAACACUAGAGCUAGAACAAACAAAAAUGUUUGCUCGUGAGGAAAUAAGAAAGAGAGAUGAACAACUCGUCAAUCUUAAAGACAUAUUAACCAAAACCAUUACAGAAAGAGACGAAGCCCUCGAGAAAUGUCAGCGCCUCAUGUUCGAUAACCUCUCGCGUCAACAACAGAAGCAUAUGACUCCUCCUUUAUCCGGAGCCUCAAGCAUUGAUGAUGAAACAUUGCAGCCUCAAAAACUAGCAUCAAACAAGAGCUUCUCCUCCUCGGACUGCGAAGAGAGCCUCAUGUCACCCACUGAUCACGUCAUAAACCCACAACCAUCUCAGCCUGAAGAAGUCUCAGAUGCUGAGAUUAUGGAUCCACUGCUUCCUGACAAGCCACUGCCUGAGAAGGGUAAACUUCUAGAAGCUGUUUUAAAGGCAGGGCCUCUGCUUCAGACACUGCUCUUAGCUGGUCCAUUACCUCAAUGGCGAUAUCCGCCACCGCCUCUCAAGACUUUCGAGAUCCCUCCAGUCACCGUCCAGUGCCCUAACGUCAACAAUGGGUGUGGAAAAUUCAACAGGAAGAGAGUAUUCUCAGAUGGGUCACAUUCAGAGGCUAAGUAUCAGAAAGUUCUUCUCCACUGACCAACGAUCAACACAACUCUGGCUACUGAUUUUUACUCUUAAAGUUGUAGUACUAAUAGUCAUCUGAUAUACCAUUUACUUAGGUCAGUUUCAAGAUUAACUCCCACUUAGGUUUCAAGUGGGAGUGAUCUUUUGUACAUUAAGGCUUUUGGUUAUGCGCCAUUGUGGAGACAGAGUCAGAUCCAUUUAGGGUUUAGAUUUAAACUAUUGAAGAAAAAGAAAAAAAAACUCCCCUGGUUUGACCUCCAAGUCAAUGGAGAGUUAAUGCUAUGUGUGAGAGUUUGCUAUCUUGUUUAUUUCUCUAGGGAUGCUUGCUGUGUUUUUUUCUUUUUGAGGGUUUUAUAUCUCAAAUCCGUUUUCACACUCAUGUGCUUGGCUCCAUGAUGUGUUAAAUUACGGUUUCUUUUCUUGUUUUUCUUAUGCUGAGGGUUUUUCCCACUCAUAUUAUGUUAAUCUCUGAAGCUCAAGACUUUAUAGCUUCAUAAUGUAAUUUGUUUUUGUCUGCGCGCAGUAACUGAAAUUUAGUAAUUAAAGAGGUUGCUUAUUACUUGCUUGUAGCCUUUGUGGGGAUGCGCUUUAAUGAUUUUUUAACUUUGAGAUAAUUUAAUUAAUAUUGUUGCUUUUAGGGAGAGAUGGGUGAGAAGAAGUCGUUAGUAAAACCCAACAACGUAAAGGUAUAUAAACCCGAAGCUAUUUCUUUGUCGGUUCGGGUGGGUCCUAAAGAUCUGAAGCCGGAUCUUCUUGUCCAUGUAACAUGAGUUUAAAAGUGUCAACAUAGACAAUCACUCAUGGAUUGCCUGGUCCAUUUACUACUUAUUCCUAUUUUAACGGUCAUGAGUUAGAGCCAAAUACUAUAGUUAAGAAAGUACACAGAUAGACUCCCUUUGGAAAUUCAGACACCAAACCCAGGGCUGUUCAAUAUGGUAAAACCGAACCGUACCGAACCGAACCGAAUCGAACCGAACCGA
Messenger RNA from Brassica oleracea var. oleracea, 1763 nucleotides. RefSeq lists its product as uncharacterized. The record is from RefSeq and is a predicted model, not a curated record. NCBI's taxonomy places the organism in Eukaryota, Viridiplantae, Streptophyta, Magnoliopsida, Brassicales, Brassicaceae. The coding region runs from base 79 to 795 and encodes 238 amino acids. The transcript has 2 exons.